AUGGCGUCUGUGUGCUCUAGUUACUGUCAGUCGAAUGUAACAAUGGAUUGUAACAUGUCAAAAGUGGCGCUAGAAGACUGUAUUUGUCCUGUUUGCAUGUGUAUAUUGAUAGAACCUGUGACAAUGCCUUGUCAACAUGAACUGUGUAUGCCUUGCUUCAAACAAAACGUGGAAGAAGCCAGCUUGACCUGUCCGAUGUGUCGAACUCGUAUUUCCGUCUGGGCUCGACAGGCAGCCAGGAAUCACAAUCUCAUUAACAAAACAAGGUGGAAGCAAAUACAGGAUUUAUUUCCCAAGAAAGUCCAGAGAAGAUUGGAAGGCAAAGAUGACGACAGUUCCGAGGAAGUGUUCUGUGCUCCUAAACCCCAGAUAGCUGAACCUGGAGAAAUCCGAAAAGAAUAUGAAGAACAAUUAAGAAAGAUGCGAGAGCAGCGCAGGAAGGAACAAGAGGCCAGUGAACGGCUCAUCAGGGAACUGCAGGAGGAAGAAGAACGGAAGCAGCAGGAGCGGAAGGAAAGCCUGAAGACGCUGGAGUCCCAUGAUCAUGAACUCGCUCAGGAGCUCAGCCAGGUGAUCAAUGAGGCAGGCACAGAUGUCCCCAUUAACUUCCUGAUGCAGGAGAGUCAAAGUCGGCUGACCCGAAGUAGCUCCACCAACAGCAACACGGACAGACACCCUUCCACCCUUGAAUCUUUCCUGGAACGAUUUAAAGAAAAGACUCAAAACAAGAAUGGAGAUCCAUACCCCUUCCAGUGUUUCACGCCUUCUGAAAAAGAGGAGAAUGGAAGCAAGAGGGCAAGCACAAGUGUGUCAGGGCUGCUGACAGACAAGAGCACGGUGCGUCCAGACACACUGACUGUGUCCAGCUCUUCUGGUCAGAGUCUUCAGGAGAUGUUCAGCCCGUUAAGCAGCGUCGUGCCCAUGUCGGAGGGAAGGAGCAGUGACUGUACAAUUAUAGGGGAACAUGUUCCUCACACCGCAGCUUGUAGCAAGUUACAUGAUGCAGGUGAAGAUGUCACUACCAGUGAAUGCCCACUGCAGACAUCUACGAAUACUCAACCAAAGAGAAGCAUGCUUUUAGAAGACAUUCUGCAAGCUCCUGAUCUUAAUCCCCUUCCGUGGGCAAAGGAUAAUGAAAGUGCUACAUGCAGUAAAUAUUCUGAACACAGUAGUGGUGGAUCUUCCGAAAAACAGUCUCAGCGAAAUGCAGGAAAGCGACGUAGAUGCCCAAGUGCUGAAAGUAACGAUAGCAUAAGUCCUGAAAUAUCUCAUUUUAAGCCGAUACAGUCGUGUCCCAGAACCCCGCCUCGUAAUGUGGAUGGAAAAUUGGUAGAUCCACCCGUGGUAUGGACAACUCCACAUAAUCUAAAGCAGCUUCAGAGAAGAAGCUCCAGCGAUGAUCACCAGGGGUUGAAUUUAAAUGAAUGCAGAAGCCCAGCUAUGCAAAGGCGUUUAAGGGUACUGGCAGAAGAUCGUAGGCGGCAAGUUGAGGCCAACUCCAAGUCGACGUCAACGCUGGCGGCAGAUGCGCUACAUGCCGCGUCUGUAAAACGGAAACAGUCUUCAGUGUCCGAAUCGCGGUUUUGUGUGUCCACUUCACCUUUUGGCAUGCAGGCGAAGCCACGAGCUCCUUGCACUAUAUCUUCUGAGACCCAACUCGACGUUAAUUCAAACGAAAGUCCUUGUACGUCAUCGGUGGAAUACAGAGACAAGGGUGAUGCAUUUAAGCACAACAUUCCGACUUGGUUAAACGGUGUGUCUGUAUCUGAUAGGGUACAUAGCCCAGACAUUGAUGGUGUUGGCAAAGAAGGAAAACAUGUCUUACCUUUGGUUUCCUGCGUGGAUGAUUUUGAUGAAUUUGAUGGGUCACCACCAAUGCCAGAAGUUUCAUUUCUUAACAAAGGCGCGAGUGAAACUAAAAGAAAUCUGUUCACCACGGAUGUGUCUUCUCCAGAAAUCAAAGGUAGUCUUCCCUCAGUAUCAAGGAACUUAUUUCAAACUAUAGACGGAACUAGUAAAACGAAAUCGGCCAAAACAGACAGACCAACAACUCCGGUGACUGCGAAGAAUCGAGGAAAACUGUCCAAAUCUAAGUCGCGGCAGAACAAUGUCGCCAAAAAACGUUUUAGUUCACCUCAGAUGUCAUUAAAGGAUAUGUUCAGUAGAGUUCAAGAUAUCAAGAAGGAGCACAGGGGUUUGGGCCUGUCCCCUUGCUUUGCUUCAGCCUGCAGCACACCACUGGCCGACGAAGGCUCCGUGCAGAUGAAGUCACUUAUUAAUCAGGCUUUGGACUCGCUGGAAAGGGACGAUAUUAUCGCCGAAGUAGGGCCAAAGAAGUCCGAUUGUAAGAAAAGCUCUGAUCUAAUAAGCAUGUGUGGGCAGCAAGCUGUUCAAGAAAAGUGUGAGUCAGAUUCUGAGGAUUUGAUGGAUACAAUUCAGCGAACUAUUAACCUAGUAGUAGCUUCACCUGAAAAUGUGCAAGACUGUAAGAGAAAGGGGCAAAGGUAUAAGAAAAAUACUGCCAAGGCGAAUUCCUCCCAUCCGCAGACAAAUACGUUGGACAAGUUCUUGAAAAAGCCAAAAACCAAUGUCAAAGAAAGUCCCGGUAAAAAAGUUGAGAGGAACGUGAAGCGAAGGCGAAAACGCCUGGAAGAUCCAGAUUAUGUGUGUUGUCCUGAGGAUUCAGAUAGCGGUUUAGAUUUUGAUGAAGUCCGUUCGUCACAAAAUGAUUCAAAGGCAUCGAAAAAGUCACCGAAAAAGUCACCGACAAAGCGAAAGAAGUUUAAAGGCUACGUCUGGAUAACGGAUGACGAGGUAGAUCCGUCGUAUGAGCCUCCCGAAGAAGAUAGUGACAUCUCUCCAGAAAAGACGCCCAAGAGAUCCAGAAGAAAAACCUCUAGAACUCGACGAAAGGCUGAAGAGACUCCUGAAAAAGAAGUGAAUGGUGAGACGAAGUCUGACUUAGAAGCCAGUCCAAGUCGACGGUUGUCCGGAAGAAAAAGACGCAAGCCUGUGUACCUCUACUACGAUGACACAGACGAAGAGGCCUCGAACGACACCCACCAGUCAAGUCGUGACGCUCAGGUAACCGACACGAGCGCUGCUCAGCCUACUUGUGAUCUAACGAAUCUGAAACGUCAACCACUUCACAGAAAUGUCGACACGAAAACGGAGAGGAUGAAAAACGAUCGUUUAUACUCCUCACCUGAGAAGUGUGCGCGUGUUUCUAAGGUGAGUCCCAAGCGAAAAUCAAAACGUUCUCCAUUGAAAGGCAAGUCAAAUCUAAUGACUGAUGGUUGUGUUUCGUGUAAAGAAAGUGCAUCUAGUCAGAAAACCGAAAACGAAUUACAGGUCGCCAACCCACCUACAAGAAAUCUGAAACGGACUAGGUUAACAUCAUCAAGUAUAGAGAAAUCCCCAUCAAAGGGAAGGAGUUGCAGUGUCCAGAAAAACACAACUCAAAGUGAAACAGGGUGUGCUUCGAAAGCUCAAGAAGAGCUUGAUAGACAAUUGGCGUUGCAAUUGCAGAAGGAGUUUGAAUUGGAGCUCCGCAAGUCCAGAAUUGUUGAUCGUAGCAAAGGUUCUUCUGAUGAAUACAGCUUUCGCAGACGCGGGAAGAACUUGCUUAGUCCAGUAGCAUCACACACGCGAAAUCGUAAGUCGAAAAAGUGACGUACAGUAUUGGCUGGGAUUUAAGCUCGAAUUACUAAAAUCUCACUUCACAGAUUUACCUGUAUCCUUGCCUGUGAUUGCACCAGACACCUUUGCUUGGAUUUCGUCACGGUACAUGUAUCCAAAGUGUUCACUUGUUAGCCCGUACUUUUAUAGGGUCUUCUUUGAAAUUUAACCAUCGUGUUUUAAUGACUCUUGGAAUACUUAGCGACCAUUGAUGGUCUGGUAGCAUAUACUAUUCAAUUACAAAAUGAUAUUGAGCUGUUCAUUUUACUUUCAAGUUCCAAAAAGUUGAGAUGUUUACGCUUUGGUCUUCUAUUUUGGAGAUUAGCGAAUUAAAAAAUGUAACCCUAUACUUUAGUCUGACAGUUAGUCGUAUUGACUGAUCGUCACAAACAAAAACGAAUCUGACCGACCAGAACUGUCUCAAAAAAAAAAAACUACAUGUAUAACAAUCAGUAAGGGAGUUAAAACUCUUUUAACGCUAAAGGUAAAAAAAAAUUCUACUGUAUCAUGUGACCUGUCCAAAAUGUUAGGCAACUGUUGUUGAUCACAUUUGCCAUAGCAUAGACGUCUGAAAAAAGCUUCACAAAAAGUUGUUUAAUAAAGAUGAACAACGGAGAAAUUUGAAGAGCGAAUUCUGAAAUUUGAACAUAGCGAGGCUGGUGAUUGGUAAGUUAACAUCAUAGAAACUUGCUUAACAUUUUUACGAGUCUCAUGAUGCAGGAGGAAUGUUUUUUUACCUCUAGCGACCAAACAGUUCAGAACUCGAAACUCCCCUA
Molecule: messenger RNA, 4454 nt
Organism: Liolophura sinensis
Lineage: Eukaryota; Metazoa; Mollusca; Polyplacophora; Chitonida; Chitonidae
Exons: 4
Coding region: 1-3672 (1223 amino acids)
Biological process (GO): double-strand break repair
Cellular component (GO): site of double-strand break; nucleus
Molecular function (GO): metal ion binding; nucleosome binding; ubiquitin-protein transferase activity
Source: RefSeq, a predicted model, not a curated record